GAUUUGCAAAUAGAACGAGAGAGGACCGUGUAUAAUAUUUCUGGUGGCUGCACAGCCCUUGUGGUGGUGUAUUUAUUGGGGAAGCUUUACGUGGCAAAUGCUGGUGAUAGCAGGGCUAUAAUAAUCCGAAACGGUGAAGUCAUUCCAAUGUCUUCAGAAUUCACUCCAGAGACCGAACGCCAGCGACUUCAGUAUCUGGCUUACAUGCAGCCCCACUUGCUGGGAAAUGAGUUCACACAUUUAGAGUUUCCACGGAGGGUGCAGCGCAAGGAAGUUGGAAAGAGGAUGCUCUACCGUGACUUCAACAUGACUGGCUGGGCAUACAAAACCAUUGAGGAAGAUGACUUGAAGUUUCCCCUUAUAUACGGAGAAGGCAAGAAGGCUCGAGUUAUGGCAACAAUUGGAGUGACUCGAGGACUAGGAGACCAUGACCUGAAAGUUCACGACUCCAAUAUAUACAUCAAACCUUUCCUGUCCUCAUCUCCUGAGGUGAGAGUCUAUGAUCUCCUGCAGUACGAGCAUGGUCCAGAUGAUGUUCUGAUCCUAGCUACUGAUGGACUCUGGGAUGUGCUGUUAAAUGAAGAAGUGGCAGAAGCUGUCACUAACUUUCUACCAAACUGUGACCCCGAUGAUCCCCACAGGUACACGCUGGCGGCGCAGGACCUGGUGAUGCGAGCCAGGGGAGUGCUGAAGGACCGGGGCUGGCGAAUAUCCAACGACAGGCUGGGCUCUGGAGACGACAUCUCUGUCUACGUCAUCCCUUUAAUACACGGGAACAAACAGUCAUGA
Tauraco erythrolophus (red-crested turaco) is the source of this 789-nucleotide messenger RNA. Lineage: Eukaryota; Metazoa; Chordata; Aves; Musophagiformes; Musophagidae. The record is from RefSeq and is a predicted model, not a curated record.